Molecule: messenger RNA, 568 nt
Organism: Phalaenopsis equestris
Lineage: Eukaryota; Viridiplantae; Streptophyta; Magnoliopsida; Asparagales; Orchidaceae
Product: zinc finger protein 1-like
Exons: 2
Coding region: 1-534 (177 amino acids)
Molecular function (GO): DNA-binding transcription factor activity
Source: RefSeq, a predicted model, not a curated record
AUGGCCGUCGAAUCUCUGCAACCAAAAUCAACCGAUUCCCCUCCAUCUCCGGCGAGCACGGACACAAUCCUCCCAUUCAAUCGCUUGAACAAGAGGAAGCGAUCCAAGCGCAACCACCAGUUAUCGGACUAUCCUUCAUCAUCCGAAGAUCAGUACAUCGCCCAAUGUCUCCUCAUGCUCUCUCGCACCACCUCCGAGCAGAAUAUCGCACCCCCAGCCGAUGAUCGGAUCUCCGGUGGAUCGGCAGUUUUGAUCGCCGGCGGGAGAGGUCAUCAGUGCUUGAUUUGUUUUAGAUCGUUUUCGACGGGUCAGGCGCUUGGGGGACAUAAGCGAAGGCACUACGAUGGGACGAUCGGAAGUGCUGCGGGUACUGGAUCUGCGAUCGGGGGAUGCGGAAGGGGGUUAGGGUUUGAUCUGAACUUACCCGCCGCGGCGGAGUUCGCCGGAGGUGCGGGCUGGCGGUGCUUGGAAGAGGAGGAAGAGGUGCGGGGUUCCUUUCCAUUGAAGAAGCCCCGUUUCUUUCUCACGGUUUAGCGAUUUUUUUAUUGAAUUAUUUGGUAAUUUUUUU